Messenger RNA from Sphaerulina musiva SO2202, 2781 nucleotides. RefSeq names its product neuronal calcium sensor 1. Lineage: Eukaryota; Fungi; Ascomycota; Dothideomycetes; Mycosphaerellales; Mycosphaerellaceae. The transcript is spliced from 4 exons. Gene Ontology annotation, cellular component: membrane; cytosol; intracellular membrane-bounded organelle. Gene Ontology annotation, molecular function: calcium ion binding. The coding region runs from base 197 to 769 and encodes 190 amino acids. The record is from RefSeq and is a predicted model, not a curated record.
GUCUAGGUGUCCCCAUCGCCUGCCCGCCCGCCUCCCUCCACGCUACGCCACGCCACGCCGGCCAGCCCACCCCGCCCCACGCGCGACUCUCGAGAGUUGAUCAAACUCAUCAUCCGUCAUUCCUACCUCUCCGUAGUCCCUUGACCACAGUGUCUACCGGGGCCCGUCUCCACCACAUCCACAGCGGCCGCCCAGCAUGGGCAAAAGUCAGAGUAAGCUCUCUCAGCAGGAGCUCGUAGAUCUGCAAAAGGCCACACAUUUCGACAAGAAAGAACUACAACAAUGGUACAAGGGCUUCCUCAAGGACUGUCCUUCUGGCAUGCUUACCAAGUCCGAAUUCCAAAAGAUCUAUAAGCAGUUCUUUCCGUUCGGGGAUCCUUCAUCUUUCGCAGAUUAUGUCUUUAAUGUUUUCGAUGCCGACAAGUCGGGAAGUAUUGACUUUAAGGAGUUCAUUUGCGCGCUUUCUGUUACGAGCCGAGGGAAGAUGGAGGACAAGUUGGACUGGGCGUUCCAGUUAUACGACAUUGACGGAGACGGAAAGAUCAGCUACGAAGAGAUGCUCGCGAUCGUAGAGGCGAUAUACAAAAUGGUCGGCAGUAUGGUGAAGCUACCCGAAGACGAGGAUACGCCCGAAAAGAGAGUGAAGAAGAUCUUCAGAAUGAUGGACAAGGACGAGAACGGCAGUCUCGAUAUGGCUGAAUUCAAGGAGGGCUCAAAACGAGACGAAACGAUCGUGUCGGCAUUGUCAUUGUAUGAUGGCUUGGUAUGAGGUGCGGAAGACUCCCGGAUUUAUGAGCUAUGAACUAGAACGGCAACGGAUCAGCAGUAGAGCACGGUCUUGAUGAUAGAAGAGGGUCGCAGGAUCCAUGUCUGCAGGUAGGGUCAGAAGAGCGACUAUGCAUAAGCCGAAUGACAGUAGCAAUACGUGCAAAAAAGAGUCGUGGCAGAGUGAAGGUCUGGUGCAGCAGGGCCCGAUGAGGGAGAGUUUGCGCUUGGUCGAAGAAGCAGGAUGGAUACUGCGAAUCUGAUGAGUUCUCUCGCCUCUGUCCUCCACGCCCUGUCUACCCAGGUAGCAAAACGCAAUUCCAUCGGUGAUCACCGUCGGCGCUUCUCAGCCAACUGCAAUUCGUGACAGCAGCGCAAAUCAUCAUCUCUUCAAUCGAUCAAUUCUCACGCACUUGCCCUGAUCCGCAUGUCUUCCCUCUUUUCCACGACGAGCACAGAUGGAUCCUGUCGGAGAUGGCAUCGCACCAAGGUUCAUGUACGUACGUACGCUGUGCGUAUCUGCUCAAAUCGACAAACUGCACGUUACGAAAACCCGGUCAGGCACAUGUACAUAUGUGCCCACGUAGCACUCCCCCAAACUUCAUCUCGAUACCUAAGGGACCGCAGAUAUCCUCAUGCGGCCGACGCAGCCCGCGUCAUGCAAGCAUAUGCUCAGGUAGGUAUUCACAUGGAAAUUUCCCUUUUUCUAAUGAAUGAACACGUACGUGACCGGCAGCGGACAGUCCGGGCUUCCCUCCUAGGUCCAUGUACCUGUAGGUACAUGUACCUAGGCUGCUUCACCCAAGUCCAGUCGUGCUUGCGGUCAGUAGUCCUACGCGUCGCAUGAGACUGGUGGAGGUAGCAGCUCAAUUUCGGGAGGUGGUGCAGAGUGAGUGCACUCUGAUGUAUUUCGGGAUUGACGCCAAAUGGGCACGGGAGGAUUUGGAUGGUUGGUGGUGCUAGUGAUGACAGUAUUCGAGCGAGGAAGGGCUUCUUCUCCAUAUGUACCUUAAGGUAACGCAUCAUGAAGAAGAGCCCGCCGAGCCCAUAACAGGCAUAAACUUGAUUUUCCCUCGCGAUUCGAUGCUGCAGAGUGAUAUGUCAAGGUCUUGCACAUUCCACGUUUUUCUUUUUUUCGUUUUUCUUUUUCCUUUUGUCUUUUUUGGGCUCCAGAGAGAUGGCAGAUCCAGAAUGAUCAGGGGCGCCGCGGAAAGGAUGCCAUUCUUCAACGCAGCAAGCCGCCAAGAUCCUUCUCCAUUCCGUUUACUCGUUCGGUCAGAGCGUGCUUCUUUCUUUCGAGCUCCUUGAUUUCCGCUUCCUCCCUCGCCAGGUCCUCUUUCGAGAUUCGUGCACUAGCGGUAGCGUCGUCGGCGUCCUCUUCAUAGGGGAGCAGGUCCUCGUCAUCGGAGACUGGCGUCCCAUUCAUGCGUGCAAGGUCCUCGAUCUGCUGGUCGACUUUUGCCUCGUAAUGUUUAAUGUUGGCAGUCAAUUGCCGAUGUCGACUUCGUAGCAGUGCGAUCCGAUCAGUAGUUCCCGGGAUAUUAUAGACUGCCAAUAGUCGUUCGGCACCCUCGAGUAGAACUUCCACGUCCAGUUCGCCUUUGAUGCGAGCAGAAGUUGAUUCUUGACGGGUUCGAUUGUAAAGGUCGCCACCUAGCACAGCGGCGACUGCUCGGCUCUUGGGUUGCCGUUGUCCAUACACUGUAGCUCUCCGUUUGGGCGUCUUGACUGUUGACGUUGCAGAGACAUUGGAUUGCGUUCCAGGAUUGUCGCCAUUGCUAGAUGUGCCUGGGAGAGGAGGAGGUGCCAAAUGGAACAGCGCGCGCUCAUGCUGCUCGGUAUCGCGAAUGAGCGAGGUGAUGUCGUGCUGGGAGAGCAGAGCAUUGGUGAACAUUUUGGGUCCUGGAAAUGGGAGUUCUGCUAUGGAAGUGGCGCAUAGCGAGAUUUGCUCCAGGUGGGAGUUGAAGAGAGACCCCAUCGCCUUGAUAUAUUUUCCAGACGCCUUGUGCGCGUCCG